Messenger RNA from Fusarium poae, 918 nucleotides. RefSeq lists its product as uncharacterized. The transcript has a single exon. The record is from RefSeq and is a predicted model, not a curated record. Lineage: Eukaryota; Fungi; Ascomycota; Sordariomycetes; Hypocreales; Nectriaceae. Bases 1 to 918 code for a protein of 305 amino acids.
AUGUACUUCUCCAACAUCCUCGUCACUCUGGCCUCGAUGGCCACCAUGGCUUCUGCCAUUCCCGCCCCUGAUGCCCUCCUCGACACCACCUCGAGCAUCUCCCCCGCCGAUUUCACCAUCAACCUCGACAAGACCGGCGCCGCUCUCGAGACCCGCACCAGCUUCUCCUGCCCCGGUGCCAUGUCCUACUGCCCUUGGACCAAGGCCUGCUCUUGCCCCGUCGGACAGUCCUGGGACGCCCGAUCCAAGCGAUGCGCCGGCACCAAGACCACCGGCUGCUACGCCAAGCCCAAGGCCAGUGCCUACGUCAGCGCCGGUGUUGAUGUCAAGCUCGGCACUUACUGUGCCGCUUCCCCCUACAAGAUCGUCAAGUACGAUACUCGCCACUCUUACUGCCAGGCCAGCCUCAAGAACACCGUCUUCCUUGCCCCUCUGGCCGUUGGUGCCGAGAUUGACCUCUAUGGCGGUGCUGCCAUCGAUGUCAAGGCCAAGGCCAGUGUCAGCCUCCGAGCCGUCUGCUCUGGUCUUGCUGGUCUCUACCUCGAGAGCUCCGUCGAUGCUGUCGCCCUCUUCAACACCGACAAGUACGGAUACUCUGUCCGCCCUGGUAGCGUCACUGGUGGUCUCUCUUUCGCCAUCACCGACUCUAUCAAGUCUCUGACCUGCCGCCUCGGUCUCGGAAACUGCGCUGUCUACGACUGUGUCUCUUACUGCUCCAAGGGCUGCAAGAACUACAUUGACGUCCGCGGCAACGUCGGUGGCUACGUCAGCGGCCUUGCUGGCUUCUGCGUUGUCAAGGACUCCGUUCUCUUCGUCAACAAGGUUGGUGCUUGCGCUACCCUCAAGAUCGAGGGACUCCUCCGCAUUGUUGGCAGCAUUCACGCCAGCAUCAAGGGUCUCUUCAAGUGCAACUGCUAA